Funneliformis caledonium is the source of this 304-nucleotide messenger RNA. Lineage: Eukaryota; Fungi; Glomeromycota; Glomeromycetes; Glomerales; Glomeraceae. The record is from the annotation of a GenBank genome assembly.
UUCCAUUAAAACAAAAUAAUGACCUAAAGAACCCAUAUACAACUCCUAAACCUGUAAAUAUUACUUCCAAACAGCCAAUUAACAAACUAAAUCACCCUCCUACUUUUCAGUCUAACAAACCCAAGCAACCAUUUAACAACAAGAGUGAAGAAACCUUGAAUGCAAGUAUCCAUGUUCACAGUUCUUGGGCAGAUGACUAUGAUUAUAAUUAUAAUUACCAUCGUUCUAAUGACAACAAUGAUCAAAACGAACAGUCUGAUAUGCUAACCAAAAUUUCCAACCAACUUGAAACCAUUGCAAGCCA